UCACGCGCUUCUUUUUCCGCCAGAAGGCUCUGGCUUAACAUUCUGUAGUUCUAGUUACCGAUUCGGCCACAGGUAUUCUUACUCUUUGAUCACUUUUCACCACAACAAUGGUGGUGGGCAAAGUUUGGUGGAAGAGUUUUAUCCAGAUUUUACCACAGUGCAGUUGAUGGUGACAAUAUGGGGAUCUUGCGGCUAUUUUUGCAUGGGUUCCGUCCGAGGCUGGAGUUCUCCUGCUAUCCCAUCACUAAACCGGACAGUAGACUUUGAAUUGUCUCUGUCAGACCUCCAGUGGAUAUCUUCGUUCCCGUUGCUAGGAGCUGUUCUCGGUUCCUUAUUCAUCAUCAAACCAAUGGAGUAUUACGGCCGGAAGAAGGCUCUGAUCGUCCAUUACUUUGUCUUCGUAUUCGGUUUUCUCAUCACCGCAUUGGCAAGUUUCGGGAAACACAAAUCCAUGUUGUACGCUGGCCGAUUCCUGAUGGGUUUCGCCGCCGGAUCUACCAUCCCCGUCUGUCAAAUUUACGUGAGUGAGUGCGCCUCUCCGAAAAUUCGUGGUCGACUUGGAUCAACUACAAUAUCUGCAAUGGCUCUGGGCGUUUGGACAACUUACUUAGUCGGGAUAUUUGUCGACUGGCACCUUCUCACAUGGGUCUUUUGUUGUUUACCAGUUCUUUUCCUCUUCGGUACCAUGGUGAUGCCCGAAUCUCCUUCCUGGCUUCUGUCAAACAACCGAGAACAAGAGGCUCGGCAAUCGCUUCAGUUCCUCCGUGGAAAAGGUACCAACAUUGAGGCUGAAAUGAAGAGGAUUAAAGAGUAUCAAGGAUUGAUCAAUAUCAAUGAUCCUGCAUCAACUACUUCCAUCGUCAAACCCCUGGGCAUUUCACUGGGUGUCAUGCUAUUCCAGCAGACGACCGGAAUCAACGCCAUCGUUUUCUACGCGGACGACAUUUUUCAGGCAGUUGGCAGCACAAUGGACGAAAAAUACGCCACAAUUAUCGUCGGUGCUGUCCAAUUGGUUUUCACCAUCGCAUCCGGAUUUCUGGUGGACAGAUGCGGAAGGCGGAUGCUAUUCCUCGGUUCAGCCAUCACUUCUUCAGUGCCUUUGGCUACCAUGGGAACGUUUUUCUAUUUCGAACGCCAAUGGGGCGACAAAGAAGCGACUCGAUACUUUGGUUGGCUGCCACUGGCCUCUCUAAUCGUUUUCUUCGUCACCUAUUCCGGCGGAAUGAGUAACGUUCCUUUCAUCAUCAUGGGCGAAAUGUUUCCCGCUCGCCACCGGACAUCACUGGGAGCCAUCAGCUCUUCUUUCAAUCUCUUUUGCACUUUUGCCAUGGUCCAACUUUUCCCUGACAUGUCACAAGCGUUUGGCAAAGACGGCACUUUCUAUUUUUUCACCGGAUGUACUUUACUGAGUGCCGCUUUUGUUUAUUUCCUUCUGCCGGAGACGACAGGCAAAACACUCGAAGAGAUGGAACAGUUAUUCCGCUCCGAUAAAAGUCCAGACUGUCGUAGCAAUAACCAUAGUAAUUGCGUGGAUGUCAUCAUGCAGAGAGUUGGAAAUGAUGCGAAUAGCGAUGUGACGGAGGGGAAUCAGAAUUUUCCCCUUUUUUCUGUGUCCGUCCCCAUCCCUUGGCAGUGGCCAUCUGGUUCGUCGCUGGAUCCCGCCGGAGGUAAACAGACGGGUGAAAUGGCCGAAGUGAAAACAACGGGCGACUCCCAACGUCAGGAUGGCGAUGUCGUUGUACUGAAAUUAAAAUUCAGUCAACGUAUAGGUAUGAACGACGCCACUUUCGCAUAGACGCCGUGGAUGGCCUUGGCGCAUUCUACUCAUUUUCAUCACGCACAGAAUGAACUUUAACUGUUUUCAACAAAUCGAAAGAUUUUACGUACCAUCGCCGUAGCUGACGACGACGAUUUGCUUGUAAGGGCAUCAGUCAUCUUUGGUAUCUUCAAUGACCAGCGCCCAGCAGACCUCCGCUGUCGUUCUAUUAGAUCCGACCAACCCGAGUUAUUACAAAUCCUUAGAUUCAUAUCAAAAUUGUGAAGUGCCACUUACCUGGCAAGCGUCUUAUCCGUUACCAAUGGUGCAUAAAGAGACGAGGAAACCUCGCUCGUCAGCCGUGUCCGUGGACCAGGUUACCAUCAGCGUCGACAUAACUCCAAGAACCGGCCAUGUUACCUUCAGGAUCGCGAAUUGUGGCGGAAGCCUGACCGGGGUAGGAAUAGCCGAAACUGGCCCGUCCCUGCCCGUCCUGUGUGUGCCAAUUGCCAAUUAUAAGUAAAAAUGCAAUUUGAAUUGUCUCUCCAAAGAUCGCACACACUGGCAAAAACAAAUCUCAUUAUCCUUACCUGUUGUCAGUUGUUUUGACUGGUUAUAACAUUUUUAAUUAUCGGUUCAAUCUGUUCAAUCACUGGCCGUAAGGAAACACGUUCAGCAGUCUUGUUGGCUGUGGUAGAAGAGUUAGCGAAACGAUUCACUUGGUGAUCAGAUUAGUGAUAAUUUGAGUUUCUUAGUCUCUUUCUUUCUUUGCUAAUUUAAAUAUAAAUACAUUUGCUAUUGAAGAUAUUAAUUUAAUUCCACUAUUA
Messenger RNA from Daphnia pulicaria, 2583 nucleotides. Its product is annotated as facilitated trehalose transporter Tret1-2 homolog. The record is from RefSeq and is a predicted model, not a curated record. Bases 167 to 1795 code for a protein of 542 amino acids. Gene Ontology annotation, biological process: carbohydrate transport; transmembrane transport. Gene Ontology annotation, molecular function: sugar transmembrane transporter activity. Lineage: Eukaryota; Metazoa; Arthropoda; Branchiopoda; Diplostraca; Daphniidae. Gene Ontology annotation, cellular component: membrane. The transcript is spliced from 8 exons.